AUGGAGACCGCGCACCUCGAACACGUCCUCGACCACACCAAGAACUCUGACUUCAUGGACGCCGCCGCCUUCGGCAACUACGACCCGCUCAACAGCCUCGACUACCUGCAGUACCCGCACUCUCCCUUUGGCGUCUCCUCCAUGGGUCUGCCAGUGACGGGAUCCCCGCGCAUUGGGUUCAACUCGCUCAACCUCUCCAACAGCUUGAACGAGUACACCUACGGCUCCAGCCAGUCGUACAGCACAGGCUCCCCCGCCGCCAUCUACCCCGGCGCGCUCUCCAACCUCAGUGCCGGUGAGCUGUCGUCCGACAGCCUCGCGUCUGGCCGGAGUCGCCGCGGUAGCGGCACCCAGUCGCCCGGUCCCUCUGUGCCCCCAGGCUCCCUCGCUGCGGUCCCCCGCUCACAUCGCUUCAACCCGCUCGCUGCCGCCGCCGUCACGCGUUCCUCCGCGCGCCAGCAGAAGAAGCGGUCGAAGGCCUCCGACGAGUUUGCGAGCGAUGACGAGGACGUCGACUUUAACCCCGGCAAUGUCGCGAACAACGAGAUGCGUCGGGAGGAGAUCCGCCGCCAGCGCAUCGAGUCGGAGCAGCGGAGACGGGACGAGCUCCGCGACGGGUACCGCCGGCUCAAGGAUGCCCUGCCGGUGUCCAACCAGAAGUCCAGCAAAGUGUCGCUCUUGGACCGAGGCGAGUCCACCACGCACAUCCGCUAUCUCGAGAUGACCCAGCAGCAGCUCCAGACGAGACUCCAGCAGGCAGAGGCCGAGACCGCACGUCUCCGGCACGUCAACGAGGCUCUCAUGCUCGGCACCGCCGAGCAGCGUCACGCUGCCGCCGCCGCCGCGACUGCUGCCGCACAGCAGGCCGCUCCCCAAGCGCAAAACUUCUGA
Molecule: messenger RNA, 891 nt
Organism: Postia placenta MAD-698-R-SB12
Lineage: Eukaryota; Fungi; Basidiomycota; Agaricomycetes; Polyporales; Adustoporiaceae
Exons: 3
Coding region: 1-891 (296 amino acids)
Biological process (GO): positive regulation of transcription by RNA polymerase II
Cellular component (GO): RNA polymerase II transcription regulator complex
Molecular function (GO): protein dimerization activity; DNA-binding transcription factor activity
Source: RefSeq, a predicted model, not a curated record